Molecule: messenger RNA, 741 nt
Organism: Suillus subaureus
Lineage: Eukaryota; Fungi; Basidiomycota; Agaricomycetes; Boletales; Suillaceae
Product: putative cyclase
Exons: 1
Coding region: 1-741 (246 amino acids)
Molecular function (GO): arylformamidase activity
Source: RefSeq, a predicted model, not a curated record
AUGCCUCCCAAAUCCCUUAUCGAUCUCUCGCAUCCCCUCACGCCCCAAUCGAGCAUCUACCCCGGAGAUCCACCCUUCGCGACACACAGCGUGUGUAACAUCCCCACCGACGGAUACACCGUACACGCUGUCUCGCUCGGAACGCACACGGGGACACACGUUGAUGCCCCAUUUCACUUCUUCGCCCAUGGCCAGAAGCUGCAUGAGCUCUCUCUCGAGCGAUUCGUCGGCCGCGCUUUAGUCGUCGAUGUGAGGCACCUAGCGCAGGUGAGGGGGUGCAUUCAGUGGAGGGAUGUGCGAGAGAGCCUCGAUCGGAGUCGUGGGACACUUGCUUCCCUUGGGCCGCGGUCGGAAGGGAAGAUCGAUAUAGUGCUGUUCUGGACGGGGUGGGAUGGAUGGUGGAGCGAGCGGAAGUACUUCGACCAUCCGUAUUUUGGGAGAGAUGUCGCCGAGGAGCUUGUUGAGAUGGGCGUACGGCUCGUGGGUGUUGAUACGCUAAGCCCGGAUGAGACUGUUCUAGUGCAGGAUGGAGGGAAGGAGAAGGAGGAUGCGUUUGUGAUGCAUGAGGUGCUUUUGGGUCGUGGAUGUUUGAUUUGCGAGAAUUUGACGAAUUUGGGGAAGCUUGUGGGUGGGGAUUCUGAAGAAGGAGAGGAGGUAUAUGUGAGCCUUGUGCCUCUGAGUUUACACGGUGCAGAUGGGGCUCCUGUACGGGCGUACGGGUGGACUGAGAAAAUUGGGUAG